Messenger RNA from Manihot esculenta (cassava), 3994 nucleotides. RefSeq names its product clathrin interactor EPSIN 3. NCBI's taxonomy places the organism in Eukaryota, Viridiplantae, Streptophyta, Magnoliopsida, Malpighiales, Euphorbiaceae. Gene Ontology annotation, biological process: endocytosis. Gene Ontology annotation, molecular function: phospholipid binding; clathrin binding. The transcript has 14 exons. Gene Ontology annotation, cellular component: plasma membrane; endosome; clathrin vesicle coat. Bases 394 to 3594 code for a protein of 1066 amino acids. The record is from RefSeq and is a predicted model, not a curated record.
AACAACGCCAUUUAGCAUUUCUUCUUCUUCUUCUUCUUCUUCUUCUGUUCUUUUGGUAUUUUUUUUUUCUUUAUUCGAUCUGUUCACAGAAAUAUUAAUAUUAAUAUUUGUAGUUCUUGUUCUUCUUUAUUAUUACAGCAUAAUUAGGAUCUAUUACGCGCUUUGCGCUUCUUCUUCUCUCUCCUCCUUGCUCUAAAUUUUCUAUUUCUUUUCUCUCUCCCUCUCUCUCUCUCGGACAGACCACUGUCACCGAAUUACUCGUAGCACAUUCAGAUCUGGAAUUUGCUUAUUUCUUUUGGCUUCAAGUUUGAUCCAUCGGAUCUGGUGCUUAAGAGGGGUCUUUGAAUUGAACUGUGUGAUUUACACUGCUAUUAUAGGUCACUGCUUGUGACAAUGAAGAAGGUCUUUGAUCAAACUUUUAGAGACAUCAAAAGAGAGGUUAAUAAGAAAGUGCUUAAAGUUCCUGGAAUUGAACAGAAGAUUCUGGAUGCAACUAGCAAUGAGCCCUGGGGUCCUCAUGGAACUCUCCUUGCAGAUAUUGCACAUGCUACCAAAAAUUAUCAUGAACACCAGAUGAUCAUGGCAGUAAUUUGGAAACGGAUAAAUGAUACUGGCAAGAACUGGCGGCAUGUCUACAAGGCAUUGACCGUAUUGGAAUACCUCGUUGCUAAUGGAUCAGAGCGUGUCAUAGAUGAGAUAAGAGAACAUGCAUACCAAAUAUCGACUUUGUCAGAUUUCCAGUAUAUUGAUUCUAGUGGAAGGGACCAGGGUAGCAAUGUCAGAAAGAAAUCUCAAAGUCUUGUGGUUCUGGUGAAUGAUAAAGAAAGAAUAGUUGAAGUUAGACAAAAGGCUGCUGCUAAUAGGGAAAAGUUCCGCAGCACUUCAACUGGUGGAAUGUACAGAACCAGUUCAUAUUCAAGUACCGGUGGAUAUAGUGACAAAUAUGAUGAUGACCGUUAUGAAGGCCGAUAUGGAAGCAGGGAUGAAGAUCGAAAUGGAUAUGGCUAUGGGAGAGAAAGAGAAUACAGCUAUAGGGAUGAUGAUAGAUAUGGUAGACAUGGGGACUCAUAUGGUCGUGAUGGAGAUCGUUAUGGCAGAGAUUAUGAGGAACGCAACAGCAAAGAUGGGAAUAGGGAUGAUGAUUAUCGGGGAAGAAGUCAAAGCAUUGAUGGUUAUGGUUCAAGAAGCAGGAGUUCAGAUAGAGACCGUGGUUUUGAAGAUGAUGGUCACUCCUUAUCUCGUGGUGGUGCCAGAGCGGAUGAUCAGUCUCAGGAUGGAAGGCGUCUUGAACGAAAAUUUUCUGAACAAAAUAUUGCUCCUCCUAGUUAUGAGGAAGUUGUUAAUGAAUCCCGAAGCCCUGCUCAUGGUGAAAGGAAUGGGGAAACUUCAAUUGCAGCUGCUCCUGGAGUUUCUUCUCCUGCAGCACCACGACCUUCCUCCCCCCCUGCGCCCAAAGCUGUUUCUCCCCCUGCAAGCAAUAAUCAUAGUCAAGCAGCUACUGUUUUGAGUGCACCUGUAACUCCUGGCCAGGGAGUCGAGGUGGUUGAUGAAUUUGAUCCACGGAUUCCUGGUUCAGCUGGCCCCAUCUCCACAACUGCUUCUGCUGUUGCCACCACCUCAAACAAUGCAGAAAUGGAUUUACUUGGCUCUCUGUCAGAUUCAUUUACGGCAAACCAAUUGGCCAUCAUGCCAGUGGCCUCUGCAACUGCAACCUCUGAACAUGAUGCCCAGGCAAACUUUUCAGGAUCGGCAUAUGCUGUGACACAGCAGCCAGCAUCUAAUGUUAUGAAUCAGCCUUUUGAAGAUCCAUUUGGUGAUUCUCCAUUUAAGGCUAUCCCUUCUGCUGAUGAUGCUAUCUCAGCUCAACAGCAGACUUCUACCUCUGCAGUCGCCUUCCAGCCUACUAUGAAUCAAAAUGCUGAAAUGCCUCCAAAAAUGCCACUAGACACGGUGAAUAACUAUGACUUUGGAGACACAUUCUCUGGCAUGACUUAUUCAGCACCCAAUGUUCAACCUAACUCAACAAAUUCACAGUUCAUGCCUCACGAACUUUCUACAUCACAGCAGGAAACUGAUAUUCUGGCAGAUAUCCUCCCACCAACUGGUCCUUCACCAUCUGUAACUACACAGACAGGUUUCUCAGAUGUUGCUAGUCAACCUGUGGAGCCAAGUGCUAGUAUUUUUGUGAACUACAAUUCUCAGGCUGGAUCCACAGCGCCAGUACCUCCAAACAUGGGUCCUCAACCUACACAAUUCAACAGUGGGAACUUCCUGCCACAUGGAGGAUCUACAGCUCCUUUCCCUUCAAAUAUGGCUCCAACAAUUCCAGCUGGACUGGGGUCACAGUUAAACAGUGGAAAUUUACUUCCACAGCAAAGUUCUGUAGCCCCAGUUGUCUCACCCACAUCUCACCAUCCUGCAAGUGGACCAGGUCUGCAGUACAACAAUGGAAGUUUUCUUCCACAACAAGGCUUUGCUGGCCCAACAGCUCAACAUACUGCAUCUGGGGCAACUCUACAGCACAAUAAUGCAAACUUUAUCCCACAACAGGGCUCUGCUGCCCCAACUGUAUCACAGGCUGCUCACCAUGCAACUGGACCAACUCCACAUUUUAGUAAUGGAAACUUUUUCCCACAGCAGGGUUCUGCUUCUCCAGUUAGCUUACAAGUUGCUCAUCAAAAUGCAACAGGACCAACUCCACAGUUUAACAAUGGGAACGUAAUGCCACAAGGCUCUGCUGCCCCAGUUGCUUCCCAAGUUGGCUAUCAAGCUCCAACUGGAUCUGCUGCUCAACCUGCAACUGAUGUCCUAGGCAACUUAUUUUCACAAGGGUCAAACACUCCUAUGGCAUCUCAGCCAGCUCUUCCAUCUUCAACAGGAUCACUAGCAAUAGUCUCACAACCAUCGAAGGAAAAAUUUGAGACCAAGUCAACAGUUUGGGCAGAUACGCUGAACAGAGGGCUAGUAAACUUGAAUAUUUCUGGACCCAAAAUCAAUCCAUUGUCUGACAUUGGAAUCGAUUUUGAUGCCAUUAAUCGUAAGGAGAAGAGAAUGGAAAAACAACCAACAACAGCUGCUGUAACAUCUACUGUCACAAUGGGUAAAGCUAUGGGAUCUGGUUCUGGUAUGGGGCGAGCUGGUGCAGGUGCUCUUAGGGGUCCUCCAAAUCCUACUAUGAGUCCUGGCAUGGGAAUGGGUGCAGGCAUGAAUAUGGGAAUGGGCAUGGGCAUGGGUAUGGGUGGAGGUCCAGGCAUGGGAGGUUAUGGAGGCAUGAACCAACAACCCAUGGGAAUGGGAAUGGGCAUGAACCAACAACCCAUGGGAAUGGGAAUGGGAAUGGGAAUGAACCAACAACCCAUGGGAAUGGGGAUGGGCAUGAACCAACAGCCCAUGGGAAUGGGGAUGGGCAUGAACCGACCUAUGGGAAUGGGAAUGGGGAUGGGGAUGGGCAUGAACCAAUCCAUGGGAAUGGGGAUGAGGAUGGGACAAGGUGGCCAUAUGCAACCUCCUGGAUCAUCCAUGCCUGGUGGUUAUAAUCCCAUGAUGGGAACAGGUGGUUAUACUCAACAGCCAUAUGGUGGAGGAUAUCGAUGAGAUUCAGUCAAUUGAUUAUGAAGGGUCAUGAAACAUAAGCCAUCCUUGAGACUGAUAGAUGGCAUAGCACCCAAUAUUACAGUUGAACAUGCAUAGUAGUCUCAUUUACAGUCUCUAAGUAUGUAUUUUGGGUCAUACUUGUAAACUUUUGACAUAUUGGUGGUGCUUGAUAUGCAUCCAUCCGCUUUAUGUAUCUCACUAGUGGUUGCAAUAUUAUUCAUUUUGGGUCGGAAGAGUUGGUUCUAGGCUCAUUGCUGAUUUCAGCUGUUGUGAGUUGUAAUAUGGGGAGGAUAACGUUCUCAGGGUGUCGAUCCUUAUUAUUUGUUUUCAUUGUAACUUGUCAGAUUGUUUUUCAGCUGUUGGCUAUUCAUAAAACAAUAAAUCUGAAAAUUCAUUUCUC